Messenger RNA from Aureobasidium melanogenum CBS 110374, 1668 nucleotides. RefSeq names its product acyl-CoA dehydrogenase NM domain-like protein. The record is from RefSeq and is a predicted model, not a curated record. Bases 1 to 1668 code for a protein of 555 amino acids. NCBI's taxonomy places the organism in Eukaryota, Fungi, Ascomycota, Dothideomycetes, Dothideales, Saccotheciaceae. Gene Ontology annotation, molecular function: oxidoreductase activity, acting on the CH-CH group of donors; flavin adenine dinucleotide binding. The transcript is spliced from 4 exons.
AUGUCAGGCACAUAUUCUAAGGCCGACGUGCAAUCGCACAACAAGGCCGACAACCUCUGGAUCAUUGUCGACGAGGAUGUCUAUGAUAUGACCAAGUUCCAGGAAGAGCACCCUGGUGGCAAGAAGAUCCUCCAAAGAGUAGCUGGAAAGGAUGCCAGCAAGCAGUUCUGGAAGUACCACAAUGAGGCCAUCCUGAAGAAGUACCAGAAGCAACUCCAGAUCGGCUCUCUCGACUCGAAGAAAAAGGCUGCACCACCUACCCCUCCUGCUACCCCUCCCCCAGCAGCCAAGAAGGAGAAGGAGAUUGUCAAGCCUGAAGCCGAGCCCGGUUUCGUGGCUCCUGAGCCCGGACGUGACGCCAGAGAGGCCGCCGAAGCUCUUGACCAAUUUGGUGACCUGAUCCCUGGUGGCGACCCCAACUGGUACCAAUCUUACCACUCGCCCUACUUCAACCAAUCCCACGCCGAUCUCCGCGCCGAAGUCCGAGAGUGGAUGGAAAAUGAAAUCAUACCAAACGUUACCGAAUGGGACGAGGCCAAGAAGGUUCCAGACUCAGUAUACAAGGCCAUGGGUGAACGCGGUUACCUCGCUGGUCUCCUGGGUGUUCACUACCCCACGCACGUCACCGACAAGCGUGUCAAGUCUGUCGCCCCAGAGAAGUGGGAUCUGUUCCACGAAAUGCUUCUUACCGACGAGAUCUCAAGAGCUGGCAGUGGUGGCUUCGUCUGGAAUCUGAUCGGUGGUUUCGGUAUCGGUGCUCCUCCCGUCCUCAAGCACGGAAAGAAAGAGCUCGUCGAAAGGAUCAUGCCUGGUAUCUUGAGCGGAGACAAGAGAAUCUGUUUGGCCAUCACCGAGCCUGAUGCUGGUUCUGAUGUCGCCAACGUCACUUGCGAGGCUAAGUUGAGCGACGAUGGCAAGCACUACAUCGUCAACGGCGAGAAGAAGUGGAUCACCAACGGUGUCUGGUCCGACUAUUUCACCACUGCUGUUCGCACUGGUGGCGAGGGCAUGAACGGUAUCAGUGUUCUUCUCAUCGAGCGCAGCUUUGGCGGCGUCUCAACCAGAAGAAUGGAUUGCCAAGGUGUCUGGUCGAGUGGUACAACAUAUGUCACCUUCGAGGACGUCAAGGUGCCAGUCGAGAACUUGAUUGGCAAGGAAAAUCAAGGUUUCAAGGUUAUCAUGACAAACUUCAACCACGAACGUAUUGGUAUCAUCAUCCAGUGCCUGCGCUUCUCGCGCGUCUGCUACGAGGAAUCGAUGAAGUACGCCCACAAGCGACGCACUUUCGGCAAGCAGCUUAUCGAGCACCCCGUCAUCCGUCUCAAGCUGGCCCACAUGUUCCGCCAGAUCGAAGCAUCGUACUCGUGGAUGGAAAACCUUAUCUACCAAUGCCAGCAGAUGAACGAAGUGGAGGCCAUGCUGAAACUCGGAGGUGCCAUUGCCGGUCUCAAGGCUCAAGCAACCACCACUUUCGAGUUCUGCGCUCGCGAGGCCAGUCAGAUCUUUGGUGGUCUCAGUUACAGCCGUGGUGGUCAGGGCGCAAAGGUCGAACGCCUCUACAGAGAUGUCAGAGCAUACGCCAUCCCCGGUGGCAGUGAGGAGAUUAUGUUGGAUCUGAGCAUCCGCCAGUCCCUGAGGGUGCACAAGGCUUUGGGCAUGAAGCUGUAA